GUUGGUCACUCGAGACGUCUUUUUGGUCUCAAGUUGAGGCUUCAUUGAGCCAGCGAAGCCCCAACAAUCCCGACAUUGGAUCACUCAUCUCCCGAGAAAUAGAAAAAAAAAACUCGCGCAAAAACUGAGAAUACGAGUGGAAAAAAACGUGUGCAUAGUGAUCGAGUUUUUAUACCGCAUAAUUGUUCCGAGAAUCUCAUUAAUGAAGAUUUAAUUCACCAUUUAAAGUGAUUCUAUUUAUUUGGAGUAUAAUAGCGCUAUUAAUUUAUUUGUCAUUUAAUCGGGCGCUAGUUAUGGGGUAAAGCCAUCGAUGCCCGAUUAUCCAAUACCGUAAUUGUACGUGCGUGUGAAUAAAUGAAUUCAUGAAAGUGUCCUUGAACGAAUACGAUUAUGAUUCGAAUGAAGAAGUGACUUGUUGCGGGCACGUAAGUGUCUCAUUAAAGGUGAAAAAAAAAUAAAAUGUAUCAACGCAUCACUCGGAAUGGCCCAUUCGAAAUCCUCCUGAAUAAUGAGAAAAAUGCUUGAAUUAUUUCCGCUACAUUGAGGAUCAAUUGCAAUUUACAAUUCCAUAAUUGCGGAUGCAAUUAAGACGGCGCACGAUGGUGUGUGCUACGUGACUCUGAGACUUUAAAUUCUGUAUUCUACGUUUGGUCCGGCUUUAUUACUAUUUGUUCCUCUGAAUCAACAGUCGAUUGACAGCGACUGCGCUAUGUGCCUGUCAUCAAAUAUUAAUUUGUUACUGUGUGCGCGCGCAAGCCCUUUGGCCCUUUGAAACAAUUUAAAUUCAUCGGACUCGCCGUUGUUUCUUUCUAGGUUUUCGAAAGGAUUUAUUUCGAGUGCAGUGGGCCAAGUGUGGGGGACACGCGGGUGAAAGUCGAACGUGUGCCGAAAUCCCAUUAUUAUUGCGUUCACUUGUCAAUCGUCCUUCGUCAACGAAAUCUCUUCUCACUUUGGUUUAAACUCUUUGUUCGAUUAUCGAAGUAAAACGCGUCAUCUCUCCAUAAUCAAUCCUGGAUUAAAUUAUUUGAGUAAUAGUGAAUUAUUUCCCUGAGUUUUGUGGAAAAAAAAUUGUCAAAACUCUGAAGAGUGUCAGAUCAUGCCACGUGGAGUUGGCUGAACUAGUUUAAAAGUGACAAAACAAAUAGACGAAAAAAGAGUCUGUGGAUCGGAUAGAAAAUAAACAACCACGGCCUCCGGUUCCGCCUCUCGUCGAGUGGCCCAUAUUCAUUAUCACGAUAAAGUUUUCCUGGGGUUGAAUUUUCAAUAAAAAAAACGGCCAGCAGCACUCGCCAGUAACUGGAGAAUCGAAACAGUGUGACGACGAUGCCCCAGCGAUGAUGAACUGUUCGAGUGCUGUUGGUGAUCGUUAUUUCGAAAUAAUAGAUCCAUGGAUGUGUGCAAUUACCACGAUGGAGAGUUGUGCUGAUAAUCGACGAUGGACUAAUAAUAAGUUCAAGGAAAUUUAACAUUUUUUAAAUAAAAUAGUCAGCAUUUACGAUGGACGUGGAACUUGUUACAAGGACUUCUCUGAGUUCUCUUCAUAAAGUUGACGAUGGGAGGAUUGUGUCGCCGAAUAGUCUUGACGAGUGGACGUGGUCCAGUCUCAGGAAACAAUUCGAGUACAAGAAUUUGGAAAAACUCUAUACGAUUUAUCAGAGAAGGCUGCAGAAUGGAUAUCUAUCGUUGUUCGUUCUGGUUCAAUUGGUGCUUGGAAUUGCACAUUGUACUGUGUUAAUAAUGACGGUCGAGAUACAUGCAUCCCUACCAGACGUUGUAACCUGGUGCAUCAUGGGUGCCCUACUGUGUCCAGUAAUAGCCCUAUCCUUCAGGUCGAAGCUCAUAGCCAAAGAGACAUACCUACCAGUUGUCCUAUCCUGUGUCAUUGUCGUUCUGCUUGUCCUCGGGGACUUGGCAGUGCCCUUCUGGUAUACCCUCGGUACGUCCAAGGAUACAACAGCGAUAAGACCCGCAUAUGCCACUCAUGUUCUACUGGCAUGCUAUGUGUUUUUACCAUUAACCGAGAAUCUUCAUGCUUUUAUUCUGGGGAUCACUGCAACUCUGUGCUAUCUGAUGAGUCUGGCACUCAUAACUUAUAGAAAUUUACCGGAUUACACAGCAAGGAUCAUCGCUGAUGCCAUUUAUUUCGCUUGUGUCAACGGCCUUGGUCUCUACUUCCGGUUUAUGAAUGAGGUUGUUAUCAGAAGAUCGUUCUUGGAUAGGAGAAAAUGCGUUGAAUCGACACUAAGGCUUAACUAUGAGAAAGAUCAAGAAGAACAACUAACGAGGAGCAUUCUGCCUCAACACUUUGCUGCGAAGAUAAAGAAGGAUUUCAGGGAUAUUUUUAAAUUUAUUGAGGAGCAUAAAAAACCACCACCCAAGGGGCGACGUAGAAAUGACUUGUAUGUGGAGACUCACAAUAAUGUCAGCAUAUUGUAUGCCGAUGUCGUCAAUUUUUCCGGUCUAACUGUUACACUUCCAGUGAAAAAACUGGUUGAAACUUUGAACGAUUUGUUUGGAUCUUUCGAUGAAGCUUCCGAGAGGCACAAUGUCUUGAGAAUCAAGUUCCUGGGGGACUGUUACUACUGUGUCAGUGGGGUUCCAACGCCAAAUGCACAACAUGCCAAGAGCUGUGUGGAUUUAGGUCUCGACAUGAUAAAAAUAAUAAAAGAAGUGCGAGCCCGAGUGCGACGCGAGUGUGGAGUGGACAUAAACAUGAGAAUAGGAGUUCACUCUGGAAAGAUAAUAUCCGGGAUAUUGGGAGCCAACAAGUGGCAGUAUGACGUGUGGUCGAGGGACGUUGUGAUAGCGAAUAAAAUGGAGCAAACAGGUCAACCAGGUAAAGUCCACGUGACACAGCAGACCCUGAACUUGCUGGAGGCAGCUCAAUACGAUUGCGUGCCAGUUGAAACCCUCAACGACGAAACACUCAGAAAGUACAACAUAAAGAGCUACUUGAUAACACCGUCAAUACCAGGAUCACCAGUUCUGCAGGUGGGAAACGGGAGAUUGAAGUAUCUUGUUGAAUCAGUUGAUACGCAAACCUUGUUGCAGAACAGCGAGAGCAACUUGACGAUAGCAGAUCCUGUCACGCCACCAGUAUCCAACAAACACUACGUCAGGUGGUACAGUGUGAGACCGAGUACGAGUGUUGGAGCAGCUAGAAACACUAAACGACUCACUCAAACAAUGAACAAUCAUGCCGAUGUCUUUGCUGGGACAUUCAGGCGGAGAACCCACUUCAUGGACUCGUGUCUCAAGGAUUAUCACUUGAUGCUGAAGGCCGCUGAUGCAGAAAUGGAGGAUGCCAUCAAGCAAAUGCCACUAAGCAAGUGGGAACAGUGGUCCAAGUGGGAGCCGAUUAAUCCCAUUUUCCUCACGUUCUCAAGGCUCAACUGGGAGAUUCCCUUCCUAAGAGAACCCGAUCCUCUCUUCAAGUUCUUCGUAGGCUGUGCAGCACUCGUUUUAUUGUCGAUGGGGUUCAUUUUUCUGGCGCCUGCUAUCAUAAAAUCUGAUUUCUUUUGGUUUAAUUUCAGGUGGCAUCUGAGCACAACCGUUGGCUUCAUGCUAGCAAUGCUCUUCCUCAUAGCACUAUUGCCAUUAACGUGGAUGCACUUUGUGUGGAAUCGAUGUAAAGAUCCUCACGACGAGCACGAGGGGCACAUCCCCCAGCCCAGAAAUAAAUUACUCCAUUUUAUGUACCAAACUAGCAUUAAAGUCGUCUGGAGUGCGCUCUUGAGAACAACUCUUUACCUAGUGAUUACGAUAAUGCUGGCUGCUUGCGCCAUGUUCGAUAUGCUGUUUGAAUGCAAAAAUUUCGAUCGUCUGGGAAACAACAAUGCGACUUCCAGUAUAGCAGAAACUGGAGCCGCUGAUAUCGAGUGUAUUGUCUCCCCCUGGCAAAUGUCAGAGACGUGUUCCCUGGCAAUUCUCACGAGUUUUCUAUUCCUGAGAGUGCAUUUUUUCCUGAAACUCGUCAUUGGUCUCGGCAUCGUGGGCUUCUACACUUGGAGCAUUACCGAAUAUCGAUCGACUCUCUUCCAGUCUGGUGCAACAUGGAAUCCCCACCUAGAGCCAAGAAUCGCGCACAUUCUCAAUGUAGUCUUUCUUACGUUUUCCCUGCAUUUGAUCGAUCGUCAGGCUGAGUACUUGAGUCGAUUGGAUUAUCAAUGGAAACGACAGUUGACGCAGGAGCAGGAUGAGGCGUUCCAUACUAGGAAUGCUAAUAAACUCUUGUUGAGAAAUAUUCUUCCAGAGCAUGUGGCUGAUUUCUACCUGAAUAUGAAUCGCACAGAGGAGCACGAGCUGUAUCACGAGGCACACGAUAACGUGGCAGUGAUGUUCGCUUCACUGACUGAUCUGUCCAUCGACGAGAGCAAUAUAUUGAUCGAUCUCAACGAGAUCAUCUGCGAAUUCGAUAAAUUACUAUUCGAGCCCUGCUUUGUCUGUCGAAUCGAGAAGAUCAAAAUCGCGGGAACGACCUACAUGGCUGCUUGUGGCCUAGAAGCGAGACGAAGGGAUUCUCUAGAGAAUGAGGAUCAGUAUCACGACGAGCAUGUCGUCAAGGUCAUGGCGCAAUUCGCUGUCAGAAUGCUGGGAAUUCUCGACAGACUCAAUGCCGAGACUUUUCCCAAUUGUAAACCCUACAAAUUGAGAAUUGGAAUUUCACACGGUGAAGUAACAGCAGGCGUAGUAGGCGCCCAGAAGCCCCUGUACGAUAUCUGGGGUGAUGCAGUGAAUAUGGCCUCCCGAAUGGACACAACGGGAGUCCCUGGAAAAAUCCAGGUGACAACAGAGACAGCAACAGUCCUCGAGCAGGAUGGAAUAAAGUGUAAUCUUCGUGGAAAAACUUGGGUGAAGCCCAAAGGCCUCGUGACCACCUACUUUAUCGGGGUUGAUGAGAAGAGGAAACUCCAGAUGGCUGAUUCAGCCGAGGAAACGACAAAUCUUUAGAGUAAUUAAAGGACCAAUGAGCAAUUUCAAUGACCAAAGAAAUGAUCAGCAUCUCUUAUCAACAAUUAUCACGAUUAUAGAUUUAUUACUGGACUAAUGCCAAUCGUCUGAGCAUUGUGAAUGAAUAAAAUUAUUAUUUUUCUACUGAGUGACAAAUUAUUUUCCACUUGUCACUGAUUUUGUAAAUAAUUUUGUAAAUAUUCGUUUCGUCUGAAACUACUGUGACCAAAUCUAAUGGAGCAUUCAAAUAAAGUAUUUAUUACAGUAA
Molecule: messenger RNA, 5218 nt
Organism: Diachasma alloeum
Lineage: Eukaryota; Metazoa; Arthropoda; Insecta; Hymenoptera; Braconidae
Gene: ACXD
Product: adenylate cyclase type 2
Exons: 17
Coding region: 1498-4950 (1150 amino acids)
Biological process (GO): adenylate cyclase-activating G protein-coupled receptor signaling pathway; intracellular signal transduction; cAMP biosynthetic process
Molecular function (GO): adenylate cyclase activity
Source: RefSeq, a predicted model, not a curated record